GAAGUAUCGGAGCAGAAUUCCCGCAAACAGCAGGCGUACUUUCAGCUCGCAAGGAUGGCGCUUACCUUUCGACCGGGGCGACCCAUGCAAUCUCCGAUACUUGCUUUCUGUCACAUUCGGGUGCUUCACCCGAGUCGGAGAAUACUGAUGACUUGGACAUACUGCGUAUAGCCAUCUUGCUCAUGAAAAGUGCGCGCAUCCAGUACUGAUAGACUGUGUUUAGGAUUAGCGAGAUGCGACAGCUCGCUGCCCUGAAACUAGCAUCGGCGUCAACACGCUUCCAGAACUUUGUGGCUAGGUAGCGCAAGAUGGCAUCUCUACCCGCAAACACUGGGAGAACAAUCUUCGCCUCCGAAGACCGUUCUCGACCAGUCUCACGCUGGCCAAUGACGACCCUGUCACAGUACGCUGCGAAUCUGCGUGUCAACAUACGACUUGUUCUUAUUGCUUGCCUUGCCAACAUUGUCAAAGCUCAGGAGCCCAACUCCACAACGAUAGAAUGCUCGACAGAGGCAGACCAGUUUGUUGGCAAUUCGCAACAGAUGUUCAAGAUCGGGCCGUGGAUCACACGAGGAGUGUGCGUGCGGCAGAACAACCAAGACGCUAAAUGCUACCAAACACUCCUCGGGGUACUCACGAACCUGAACGAACUCCGAUCUGCCGAGUACAACGGAGCAUCUGGCGUCCUGGCCCUUCUGCCCACCAUCGGAGCCCUGCUCGGAGCACCCACCAACGAGAUCUGGAGGCUCCUGACAAUCGUCCCCUUCGGUGGGGUCCUGGCCAUGUUCCUCUCCUUUGGCGGUGCCAUCCUGCCGGUUCGCGUCGAAGACUACGAGCCGUCCCUCAAUAAGGAGCUGCACUCGGACUCGAGCUUCAGCCUCCGCAACAAGAAAAGGGGUGCGUCAAAGACCAACAGCGCGAAGCAGGCAGACGAGGUGGAGGUUGUGACACAGAACCUGCUCAAGCAGAUCGAAAAGAAGAUGCACUCGCCCGACAGCGUGCGGUUCAAGAAGACGGACAUAUGGCUUGGGUUCUUUGGGAUGUUUCUGCUGUUUGGGGGCUCGCAAGCCGCCAUGUCUGUGGUCGAGCAGGGCGCCGUGCUGCCUUGGUGGUGUGUCUCGCGUUGGUGGAUGCACAUGUGGUACUUCAUGGUAACUCUGACUGCCAUCGCGGAGAACUGGGCCCAGUUACCAUUCAGCGACCAAUUCAAGCUCUUCCUGUCCGACGUCCCAUACAUAAUCAGCGUCACGGGUGGCGAAGACAUUACCCAGUCCUUGGAGAAGGCUGGAUCUGGCGACAACACAACCAUCUCACCCAACGUUGAGACCGGAAAGGCCAUUGAGCGCGCGGUCGGCCAGCUCCAGACCAUCACGCCGGGCGUCGUGCACAUCAUCAGCGGCACCGAGACGACCUCGCCCCGCAACGCCAUCCUCAUCAUCGUGUCGGUCAUUGGCAGCGAGGGCGACGAGGGCAGCCGCCUCAACGCGCAGUCGUUCUGGCGGCUCCUGACAAAGUCGGCGAGCAUUGCCGUCUUCGUCACGGGCACCGCCUUCUUCGCCUCGGCGCAGCUGCUGGCCUUGCCAAUGGCCGUCAUGGCCCUGACGCUGCUGCUCGCGGCCGCCGUCUUUGGCCGCGCCAUUGCCUCGUACAUCACCACCUCGGUCGGCACCUCGGAGCCCAUGAUCCACGUCAUUGUCAACUCGCGCUCCGAGGCCUACCAGGUCAUUGCCCGCAUCAUGCUCCUCACCCACGACAGCCCCCGCCGGGAGCAGAACGUCGAGGCGGCGGCGGGCGCCGCGGCCGUGCGCGACAUCCAGAUCGAGCUCAACGGCCACAUCUUUGUCAACUGCAAGAGGGUGGCCCAGCGCUCGCGGUGGUGGCUCAACGUGCUGGGCAUCAUGGCCAAGCCGUAUGAUCUUGCGGGCGUGACUCGAAGGAGGGCUAGAGGCUACGAACUGCUGCCGGUGACGUCUUCUUCUUCACCAAAGUCUGAAUAGGGGGAGAGAGCGUGAGAAGCAUGAGACUAGGCAAGUUUUCUGCUCAUAUUGGUAAUGAAUAUUUAGUGCUAGCUAUUGUUCACAUCAUGG
Molecule: messenger RNA, 2087 nt
Organism: Microdochium trichocladiopsis
Lineage: Eukaryota; Fungi; Ascomycota; Sordariomycetes; Xylariales; Microdochiaceae
Exons: 3
Coding region: 309-1997 (562 amino acids)
Source: RefSeq, a predicted model, not a curated record